AUGGUGAUCUGUACUUAUAACACACGUACGCUUGCAUCUGGAGCGGCCAUCAAAGAUCUGAUGAUGCAAGCCGGGAAGAUUAAGUACGACGCCAUCGGAGUGACCGAGACGAGACGACGCUACCCUCUCAACGCCUUAUAUGAAUCCGGAGAGGAACAAUUCUUAGGAACGAGCAACGCUAGACGAGUUGACAUCAAACUCACCGAAGUAUCGCAAGAGUACAAAAUGCCGCUCUGUCUCACCUUCAUCAACUUGAAGGCCUUCGACUCAGUUGAGAGGGAAGCGAUCAUGGAAGCCUUGGAUAACCGUCUCUAUUCAUCAAGGCAUCCCUAUUCAGCACGUAAAGGUACUACGACGAUGUACACUAACUUAGUGACCGGAAUUUCGCCAUUUUACAAGAAUAUCAUCAUCGACGUGAAGAGAGGGGUCCGACAAGGUGGAACAAUUUCACCUUAA
This is a messenger RNA of Necator americanus (New World hookworm), 456 nucleotides long. RefSeq lists its product as uncharacterized. NCBI's taxonomy places the organism in Eukaryota, Metazoa, Nematoda, Chromadorea, Rhabditida, Ancylostomatidae. The record is from RefSeq and is a predicted model, not a curated record. The transcript has 2 exons. Bases 1 to 456 code for a protein of 151 amino acids.